AUGAAGUACCUCUCUGCUCUUGCUUUGGCUUUCGCUGCUUCCUUGACUGUCGUCUCGGCUAGUCCAGAAGCUAUGAUGCUCGCCACCCCUCCCGGUCAGGGUCGUUCCAGCCGCGGCGUUCGUUCCGUCAUCACUGGACACAAGAUUCGCUCUCAUGUCCACCAUUCGCGUAAACAACACACCGACGACGAUCUCCUCGCCCUCAACCGUCGCUUCAACAAUGCUACCUUGAACGCCGACGAAGAGGAGGUCACUGCCAUCGCCGACCUCCAGAAGCGCAAGAACACCUGCACUUCAAAGAAGGCUAACGCUGCCACCGCCAAGUACCGCACCAACGCUGGCGCGUCCUCCGACUCCAGCUCGAGCAGCUCCAGCUCCAGCUCCAGCUCCAGCUCCAGCUCAAACUCUAGUUCCGACUCUGGCUCUUAUUCGUCUUCCUCGUCCUCCUCGUCCUCCUCCUCUUCAUCGAGCAAUGGCUCAUCAUCUAGCUCUAGCUCCUCCUCCUCAUCCGGCUCCUCAUCCUUCUCUCCCUCCACUUCCAAAUGGAAGCUUGUCAAGUCGUACGCCGGCGACUCUUUCUUCGACGACAUGGACUUUUUCACCAACGCCGACCCCACCCGUGGCUCCAUCACCUAUGUUGACAAGAACUCGGCCCAGAACAAGGGUCUCAUCUACACCAGCAAAGGCAAGGCCACCAUGAAGAUCACCGCCGACAACGGCUGGGCUCAGUCGGUCCGCAUCAACACCAAAGACUCGUACACCACCGGUAUCUUUAUCCUCGACGCGGAGCACAUGCCCGUAGGCUGUGGUAUCUGGCCUGCCUGGUGGUCCACCCCUACCAACCCACCUGGUGGAUGGCCUAACGGAGGUGAGAUUGACAUGAUCGAAGGUGUCAAUGACUACUCGUACAACACUUACUCGAUCCACACCACCGGCGGCUGCUCCGUGCCCGCCAAGCCUAACAUGUCGGGCAGGUUUACCUUGCAAAACCACCUCGCCACCAACUGUGCUUCAGACGCUACCGACAACAAGGGUUGCGGUGUCACCUCGACAAAGGGUGGCGACUUUGGGGUUGAGUACAACAAGAACGGCGGCGGUGUCCAUGCCAUGUACUGGUCCGAAUCCGACGGCAUCUCGACCUACUUUUUCCCCAAGGGCUCCGUCCCCGAUGACAUUAGCUCUGGCUCGCCCGACCCGUCGCAAUGGGGUCAGCCCCAGGCGCAUUGGGCCGCAAGCCAGUGCAACAUUGGCAACUACUUUUACAACCACGUCCUCGUCUUCACCAACACCAUGUGCGGUGACUGGGCUGGCUCCGGCGCUGUUUGGAGUAACGCGAUGAACGGUCAAUCGCAAUCUUGCAGCGCAAGCACUGGCUCGAGCUCGUGCCAUGCUUACUUGAGUAGCAACCCAGACAUGAGCGAAGCUUACUGGACCAUCAACUCGCUCAAGGUUUACCAGACCUCUCGUCGAUCCUAA
This is a messenger RNA of Mycosarcoma maydis (corn smut), 1476 nucleotides long. RefSeq lists its product as uncharacterized. The transcript has a single exon. The record is from RefSeq and is a predicted model, not a curated record. Gene Ontology annotation, biological process: glucan catabolic process. Gene Ontology annotation, molecular function: hydrolase activity, hydrolyzing O-glycosyl compounds. Lineage: Eukaryota; Fungi; Basidiomycota; Ustilaginomycetes; Ustilaginales. The coding region runs from base 1 to 1476 and encodes 491 amino acids.